This is a messenger RNA of Chilo suppressalis (striped riceborer), 5935 nucleotides long. Lineage: Eukaryota; Metazoa; Arthropoda; Insecta; Lepidoptera; Crambidae. The record is from the annotation of a GenBank genome assembly.
UACCCGCCCGCACACCCGCAGUCAAGCGAGAGGCAACAGCUAGCCAGCUGCGCGUCUUGUGUUUUUCUGCUUUUGCGGUGCGAUUGACGUUUCUUUCCUGUAUUUUUUUGUCAUAUUUACAAAAAUAAACUGAAUAGUGUACACUCGCGUGUGAAUAUUUAUGAAUGUUUACAUACCUGGACUGAAUAGUAUCGUAAUCUAGGCGAACAUUCAAAAACAGUGCUGUACGAACAGUUUUCUUCACAUGAUCCCAGUGCCUUUUGUCUGUAAAAUAGUGAAUUAGACAAGAUUGGUGUGGUUUUGUUGCAUCGCUCCUGGAAGGUUACUUGUGGGACCCUACAGUGUGACCAGUGAUUGUUGUCGUGGCCGGUUUCCGUGGAGGAAACUUUCGAAACGUGAAUAAAAUAGUGGUUAAUGCUUGCAUAGCGAAUGCGGACUUCGGUUGCAACGCAUUCCACAGGGAAGCAAGGUGCCGCCAAUAAGCAUUUUACGGGAGACGAGCGGCGCGGGUGGCGGGGCGGGCGGCGCGACGCUGCUUGCCAUGAACGCCACCCAGGUGCAGUGCGAGCCACACGACUCAGUCGUUCUCAUCAAGUAUGAGCACCGCUCAGCAGGUGGCAGUUGGGAGGAGCCUGUGAGUGCGGUGAGGAACGCACCGCUCAGACGCUCGCAACGUCUCAACUCCACCCUGGAUUCCAGGAGCACCGGCCAGCUUCGCAACACCCUCAGUCGCGCCCGCGAGCUAUGCGAGCGUUGGCGCAGCGGCGGCGCGACCCCAACGCCCCCGGCGCCCCCGCCCGACGACGAGGGCGGGGGGCGGCUGGCGCGAUGGUUCAGCGUGCGCCGGGGGUCGGCCCACCAGUACGACAUGCAUACACAGGAGUCGGACAAGAUGCCCAAGUUACCAGAGCUCGAAGAGGAGUUAUUCUCAUGCGGCGGCGAGGUGCGCGGCGGGCGAGUGCCACCACCGUCGCUCGGCGCGCCGCCGGAAUUCCUCACGCCGGUGCAACUACGACGCCGGCACGUGGUGGCGGCCAUCAUACACAGCGAGAACUCCUAUGUGGCGACGUUGCAGCGGCUCGUAAAUGACUACAAGAAGCCCCUAGAAGAGAGCAGUCCCGCGAUCUUGAAUGUGAGCAAGAUCCAGACGCUGUUCCAUCGUUUGCCAGACAUCCUGCAAUGCCACCUGCAUUUCCGCACCGCACUCGCCGACUGUGCGCGCACGUGGGACCGCGAUGAAAAAAUUGGCGAGGUCUUUCUCAGCGCGUUCUCAAAGGCAGUGGUGCUGGAUGUGUACUCUGACUUCAUCAACAACUUCUCCGUGGCCAUGGAACUGGCAAAAAUGGAGUCCAAACGCAAGUCCGCGCUGGCAGACUUCUUCAAGGUCAAGCAGAUCAGCGCGCACGACCGGCUCUCAUUCUUCGGUUUGAUGGUGAAACCGGUGCAACGGUUCCCACAGUUCAUUAUGUUCUUGCAGGAUCUAUUGAAACAUACUCCGCCUGGACACUCGGAUAGGGUAGCUCUACAAAGGGCUCUGACGAGAUUAGAAGCUCUGGCUGAGGCGCUUAACGAGAGGAAACGUGACGCGGAAAGAACGCAGGCGUUCCGUGCCGCGUUGCGUCGCCUGACAAGGGGCGGGGUUGCGGGCGCGGGGGGUGCGGGCGGUGCCGCGAGAUUCGGUGCGGCCAGAUUACUCGCCUCCCGCGCCGACAAGCGGCAUUUGCUGAGACAAGACGACUUGCUGCAACUGGAAUUCAAUCAAUCCGGUGGCAUGUCGAAAUGCAAGCCCCGUCGGCUUCUACUCCUGAACGACUUGGUCGUUUGCGUGUCAGUGGGCGCCGGCGGUGAUGACGCAGAGAGAUUGGGACUGAAGUGGGCUCAUCCGGUCCAAGAUGUGGACGUUCUGGACACGGGCACUUCGCCUACGUUGAGCCGAGUGCUGGCACAAGGCAUGAACCGCAGCGGCAGUCUCCGCUCCAACUCCAGCAACGGGCACAGCACCACAAGCGGCGACUCCCUAUGCAGCGAGAUGUCAGCGUUAAUGCACGACUACGAGACAGUGUCGCGAAUGGCUGACUUAGCCGCGUCGCUUCAUACCCCGUACCCCGAGCUGGCAAGCGAUAUGUUCCGCGUGCUGCUGCAGGACAUACAGCGUAGUAUACAGAAAAAGGACGACGAAAUGGCGUGGGUUGACUCCUGUUGUCUCCAAUUAACAAUAAGAGGUCGCGAAGAACCCGUAACGUUCCGAGCUAGCGAGCCGGGCGCCCGUCUCACCUGGGCCACAGAGUUGAGAUUGGCUCAACUAGCUCAAGCUUCGGCCAAUUCUCCCGCGUGGAGAAUGCCCGCACCACAACAUGCGCCUGCGCACAAAAUGCCAUUAUUCGUCGCCGCUGCACCUGUGUAUUCUUCCCCUCAACUCACAGAGGUCCGCUGCGGUUGCUUCUACACCUCAAGCGGUUCUCCCCGCGGCGCUUCCACUCGCCGCUCCCGUUCCCUACUAUGGGUCUGCGCUGGAGGCGGGAACGAUAGCCAAGUGGCAGUCCUAGCUCACCGCGCGGCCAAACUGAAGACCCUCGUCACGCUGCACCUGCCCGCCACCAAGGUAACUUCUAUGGAAUACGCGAAAGGGGUUCGACAAGUGACCACGCUGUGCGGCGACACAGUGUGGCUCGGCACUGAAGACAAGAAGAUCAUCAUAUUCUCCGGCGUCGAGCCAGAAAAACAGGAGAAACUGACCGAGGUGCAAACCACCGCCGCAGUAACACAAAUACGGUACCACUGCGAUUCUAUGUUUGUAGGGCUUAGCAACGGCCGAGUCUCAGUUUUCAGAAGGAACCACGAUGACUCCUGGGCCUUGCACGAACCCUUAGCUAUAGAACUAGGCGACAAACCAGUCCACUGCGUCCUCCCAGUAGAUGGCAUUAUAUACGCGACUUGCGCUCGCCGUGUCUUUGCUAUAAACGCACUCACAGCAGAAAUAAUACGCAUACUGGAACUUAAAGGCGACAAUGACCGCUCUGUUAGGUAUUUAGCGCAUUCGGGCGUCGGUCUAUGGACCGCCUUCUCCGAUUCAACCUACGUAAGUUUGUACCACGCGGAAACCUUUGAGCAUCUGCAGAACAUCGACAUCGCUGCUGACGUGGCUAAGACUAUCGGCGCCAGGGAAGGAAGCAAGCCUGCUUUCGUAUCCGCUUUGCUCGCCUGUCAAGGCUUAUUGUGGGUAGGCACGACUGCCGGGGUCAGUGUUACCGUGCCUUUGCCGAAACUAGAAGGACUGCCUCUAGUCGGCGGACACAUUGGCGUAUCAUAUCAUGCCCACGCUGGACCAGUCACAUUCCUGUUAGCUUUGACCCCAGAGUCCAGAGACGUAGACGUUAACGUAGUGCGAAGGAACCUCUCCAACGCUCGAGCUCUAGCUGAAACAUCCACGCUUCACGAAUUCAAAGAGGAGGAGUCUACUAAAGAGGACGGUGAAAAACCAAAACUUGAAAGACGAAUAUCGGAAGAGACUAGCCCUUACCGUCCACAGAGGGUGCAGUCCGCGGUCGUCCGACGGAAGAAACCGGGCGAUGUCCGGCUCAGCAAAACCUUGCCGAAAUGCGCGAAUCUCAAUGCGUGCGAUGUGUAUGGCUUAUUCAGCGACUUGAUGUUCGUAAAAGACUGCGUCGGCGAAGCGGAUGUCAGCGGUUCUGGCGGGGAGGCGCUGCGACGAAGCGAUCCGGAGUUAGCCGCGAUUCCCUUCAGAGUGAGCACACUCGAUCGGCGAUUACGGAUGCGAGCCGGCCGACCUAGAAGUCUCGACUUGUCCAGUUGGUCCGUCGACUCCCGAGCAUCCAGCCUUUGUACUUCAUCAGGCAGCGAAGAGUCCAUGGCUCUCCGGGGCGUGUCCAGAACUAGUUCUGGUGCAUCCGGAGCGGCGAGUCUCGCGCCCAUCGCCGUCUCCACGCCCGAUUCGUCUUCGGGCAAAUCCACAGCUUCCGAUCGAUCGAUAUCUAGAAGUGACUCCGCAACCAACGAAACGAAACCGGCCCCCAAAAGUGCAGCUAGAAGUUUACGCGGCGCCGAUUACAUGUUAGGCGAGAGCCCGGCUCGACGGUCCGUCGUGACGAUAGUCGGAGGACGAGGUUACGUUGACUGGAGACAAACGGCUGACGCAGCAGAAAGACCUGUGCCGGCAGCUGAUCCUAAUCCUAAGGACGCGCAUCUCAUACUAUGGGAAAUGCGCUUGUGACCUGUGACCUGUACCCGCAGCAAACGUACGCGCGUAACAUUUUACGUGAGUAUCAUUGACGGACCCACACUCUGGGUCCGGUUAUUAAUGUGUCAUAUAUUUCAUUACGUAAUGUAAAUAAAUAACGGUGCGUCCUAAGACUUGUACAUUUUCUCCAAGGGCUAUUAUAGGGUAGACAAUUAUAUUAAUUAGAUUUAUCACGUGCUAAAUAUUGUAAAUCUGUUACUUCUAACAUGCCUCCUAUAACGCUGUUUAAGCGUUUGCUCUUAUUAAAUCUAGAUAAGUAUAUAAAUAUAAUAUUUAAUUUGGAAAGUAAAAUUUACACAGAGUGUAAUAAUGUGAUGAGCUUUAAAUUAUUUUUCGAUGUUGCGGGCUUGGCUUUUGCAUCUUGGGCCCUGUUUACAUUGGUUUAUAUUGUGUAUUAUUAUAAUAAAUAUGUAAGCGCUGGUGCAUUAUUUUGUGAUCAUUUAAUUUACAAAUGUUACGAAACUUUGAAAUUUCCGUUAUGUAAUUAAUAAUCUAACUGUACACGCAAAACCUAAUAGGUUUUACGACAUCAAAGUGACCGAUGAUCAUAAAUAAUUAAAAUCUAAUAGCCAUACUAAAAAAACGGUGAUAAAAGUUAGACACUACUACAAAAAGUGAUACAAUUAUAAAUAAAAAACCUUUACUUAUAGGAGUGUCUAACUGUAAUCUCAUUUUUUGAGUAUGCCCUCAAAUAUUUAUUUGUAAAAUUGUAAUUAAACUUAAUAAAUAAUCGAGAAUAACUUAAUUUAAAUUCUUCUUAUUUCGCUAUAAUGUUAAUAUGAUACAUAGUGGCCUUAUUUUUACAUUGAAAUUUCCAGUGUAUGUGUGUAAUUGUUUAUGGAUUCGUUUAAGCUUUAUCGUUAGACAUAAUGUAAUGUCGCUUUAAGAAUUUUAGACUGAUUUAGCGUAAGCGUUAAAACGUAAUGAUUAGUUGAAUUUUUAGUUUUUAGAACGAACACGCGACACGAACGAAUUUCACAAUGAAAUAAAACGGGUCAUAUAACUUGAGGUGCAUACUAAUUUGCGACUUAUUACUGCGUUGCUCGAGAUGACUUUCGAUUACAUUAUUAAUUGGUAAAAAAUAUCUUAUUUAUGGAUCUGUUUCGACCUCGAGCAUCGCAGCUAUCCUUUAACGAGAUGCCUUCUAUAAUUUACUUUACCGUACUUGUUAAAUGUUACAUAGUUGUUUGUACAUGGUUGUCUGUUCAGUCACAAAGUUUAUGAUGUUUGAUUAAUUACGUUUACAAGUUCAUGUUUUGUAACUGGUCGUUUUCUGUAAUUAGAUUAUAAUGGUUUCCGGUCAGUAAACAUGCAAAAUCGUUUGCACAAAUCCAAAGAGAUUAAUCCGAUUUUUUUACAUAAUAAAAUAAUAAUCUAUUCUCAAACAAUCAGUUUUAAAAGUGCCAAAUUGUAAAUUUAUAUACAGAUGUUUGUUUAUAUUGUACAGAAAUUAAUUGCGAUUUAUGUUAAUAUUUAGUAGCUUCAAUCAAUAAUCUCACAUACUUACCUAUAAUUUUGAAACAAAUUAAACCUAUGUUUUAUGUAUUAAAUCCGAUUAUGUAGCAAUUUUGUUAUUGAAACUGAAUUCAUCUAUGUAUACACUACAGAAUGUCACAACUUAUAUGUACUAAGGUGUAAAUAAAUUUAAGUUUAUAUGUAUACACCUGUAUAUAUAGU